AUGCUCGAGAAAGACGUGCUACUAGAAAUAAGUCAAGCAGAUCAAUUUAUUAAGAAUAUAACAGUUAAUACGAAAAUUAAAGGUACGAAAAUUGGAUAUUCUGAUAUUUGUGGACGUGUAGGCGAAAAGUGUUUUGAAAAUCCGAUUAUCGAAAUAUUGCCCGAAAUUGAUAAUAUAGUGCAGCGAAAAAAGAAAUUGAAGUAUCCGUUCGACAUAGAUCCGCUGACAUACUCUUCUCGAAUUUAUUCUCUCAACUUUGGGGAUGUAACCGAAGAUGAAAACGAUUUUAUUCAGACAGCAAAUGAUAUGAGAUUAGUUUAUUUCACUGACGAAAGCGACAAGAAAAAACACAAUGUGAUAGAAAAAUGGCGAACAGAAGUUUACAACCGCAUAAGAAAUCAUCAGUUUAAAUAUGUUCUGUGUUUCAUUGACUACAACUGGUCAAUGGAACAACGAAAUGUGCAAUUAGCGGAAAAUAUAAAACCAAUGAUCGGUGCAGUAGUUGCAUUUAUUUCUGUGUUUACUACUGUUACUUGUAUGAGCAACAAUUGGGCAAAAAGCAAGCCUUUUCUGGGUGUUGCAAGUGUCGUUUCUGCCGGUCUGGCUGUCGUCACCUCUUUCGGAUUCAUGUCGGCUGUUGGUGUUCAAAAUAGUAUUUGGAACAUCAACAUUCCUUUUUUAGUUCUCAUGACAGGGAUCGAUGAUGCCUUCGUAUUAUUGGCGUGUUGGAGAAUAUCAAACCCCAAGCAUAAAAUACAGAAACGCAUGGAAGAAACAUUGGGUUGCAUGGCAUUAUCAGGAUACAAAGAAGAAAAACAACAACAAGCAUUUCGUCUUGAUAUCCAUAUCGAAAAUGUUUCUACAGAAGAAACGUCAACUAAUGAGCCAACAAUGGCAUAUUUCAGAGACAAGUUUGGAAAAAUUCUAUCUAUGAAUGUAACGAAGAUAGCAUUUAUCAUCGUGUACUUUCUCAAUUUAUCAUUUGGAUUAUGGGGAGCGUUAACUAUAAAAGACGGUAUAGAUUUUACUAAGUUACAUCCACAAGAAUCGGUAAUAACACAGGGUGUUAAAAUAUAUUAUAAUAGUUUUGGCCGUUAUACGUUUCCUUACCAUAUAGUAAUUAAUAGAACACUUGAUUAUUCAGAUUUAAAUGUACAAAAAUCCGUAGACGAACUACUCAACAAAUUCGAAAGUCUUCCAUAUAUUGCACAUUCCAGAUUCAGAGUAUCUUGGUUAAAAUACUACAAAGAAUUCCAAAAUCAUUCGCUAGCAAAGUAUUCAUUACGAGGAUACAACAUGUCGGUUAAAGAAGAUUUCUUGGAUGGACUUCGCAAUGUUUUCCUGAAAUUUAAAUCAGCGGAACAAUUCUCUGACGAUAUCGCAUUCAACUCUGAUGGAUCCGAUAUUUUAAGUAGCAGAUUUCAUGUACUUGUAAAUGAUACGUUAAGUCAAGCAGCUGAAAUAGAAAUGUUAACAACUCUGUGGAAAAUUGCUGACGAAUUUAAUUUUCCUGUUCUUGUUCAUGCAGCAGUCGCACCUCUGUACGAACAAGGAAUUAUAAUUGGACGUACAAUUCAGGAUUUAUUUUGGAUCACUUCACUUUUGGUCAUGAUUCUUUUUAUAGUUUUCAUACCAAACACCGCCGUUGCAGUUCUCGUUGCAAUAUCGGUAACAUCCACAAUUGUAGAAACUUAA
Centruroides sculpturatus (bark scorpion) is the source of this 1695-nucleotide messenger RNA. RefSeq lists its product as uncharacterized. The transcript is spliced from 4 exons. The record is from RefSeq and is a predicted model, not a curated record. Gene Ontology annotation, cellular component: membrane. NCBI's taxonomy places the organism in Eukaryota, Metazoa, Arthropoda, Arachnida, Scorpiones, Buthidae. Bases 1 to 1695 code for a protein of 564 amino acids.